AUGGCUUUAGGGAAAAUUGCGGAGCCUCGUGGCAACUCGGGUGAUGAAACACCCGGCAACGAGCGGCCACGCACUGGGGACGCGCUCAGCCUCGGCGGCCGUAGCUUGUACCCACCCCCACCCAGUCCGCCCAGCCUCGGGGAGCAUCGCCAUGGAGGGCCCGACCCGCACCCCUCCCCGGCAUGGGGGCUCCCGCUCCCCGGGCUAGUCCUCCCGGCCAACUUCCCCGCAGCCUCGCAUGGACCGAUUCGGGUCCCAGUCCCGCCCCGAGCCCCGAGUCACCUUCCCUAUCACUCCAUCCCGCCUCCCCGCCUGCACUCCCGAGGGCCGGUCAGCAGAGCGGAGCGGCGCCGCAAGCAGGGAGUGGGGAGAGCGGCCCUCGUCCUUGUCACCGUCGUCCUCCGCCACGGCCGCAGCGCUAACCCCGGAGACAGAGCUGGCCGGGGCCGCGCGCCUCUCGCCGCUCCGCGUCCCCUGGCGCCUUCUAUUGCGUGGCGCCGGGCAGGCAAGCUAGCAAGCUGGCGGGCGGGGUUGGCGCCCCAGGAAGGGAAAGAGCGCGAGGGCCAGCUAACGCUGCCGCCGCCGUCGCCGCUGAGUCAGCGCGAAGCGCGCUCCCCGCGUCGGCGCCGCGCGGACCAAAGCCAGCAGCCUCAUGGAGAGUGCCGACUACGGCCCGCGAACCCGGACCGAGAGCCUACAACUCCCAACACGCAAUCGCCCGGGGGUGGCGGUGGCUUUGUGGCGCGCGUGGGUUUUACCGCGGGCGGCGCGGAGGCGGGGCUGCGCGGAGGCGUCCGCCACCCUCAGCCCUCGGCCCUGCAGCGGACGCCCCGCAUGGCCAGCCCCGCGCGCAAGAACAGCCGCCUGGACGCGUUCCUGCGGAGGCAUCUGCCGCCCGAGGUCUACGACGCCAUCCGCGCCUACGAGCCGUGCAUCGUGGUACCCGACACGGGGAAACACACCUUAAAGUACGUGGUGCUCAGUGACCUGCUCAUCUACCUGACCGAGAACCCGCCCCAGUCCAUCCGGAGAGUCGUGGCGCUCCGGCACAUCGUGGCCAUUGACCUGGAGACUCUGAGACUGUCCUUCUUUGUCGAAGACACAAACUCUGAUCUUCAGCUUAUAGUAGAACCCUCAAGCAAGUAUCUCAGUAAAACGAAACUAUCUGUAGAAGACAGAGACUUAAAAAGCUGUGUCAAAGAAGAGAAUAAUGGCCCUGCCUUUUGGAGAGGCAAAAAGCCUAAAAGUUUGAAUGAAUCCCUUUUCAGGUACCACCAAGAGAGCAGCACACCAUCCAAGGACUCAACUCUUGGCCCUCCUUCAGACCUCAAGAAGCUGUCCCUUCAUGGCCAAAGUGCCUGUCGACCCUUACCUGCCCCCUCCAGGAGGAGCUGUCAGCCCACAUCAGCCACUAGCAAGGCUGCCAGUGUGCCAUGUUGCACCGCAAACACAAAAGAACCCCAGGGACUUUCAGAUCACAAAGACUCUCUAAGUGAAAUCCCUUUCAAGGGCAAUGGGAACGGAAAUGAGUUUUACUUAGGAAAUGCCUCCCUGGCCUCCCCUUUACAGAGUAACCCAAACCUAGAGAAAAAGGAGUCAGAACUUCAUUUGUACAUUACUUCCACAACUUCAUCAAUAUUUCUGCACUUAAAAAGUUCAUGGAACAAUUAUGUUAGAAAAGCUACUCUUUUACAAGAUCCCCUAUAUGUUAGUGAGCUCAGUCCUGCUACUGGAAGUCAAAAGCCAUAUAGAUCUGAGGAGAAAAUUAAGCACUUCAGUCAACUUAAAUCUGAACUUUUUCUUAAAGACAAUACUUUGAGGAAGAUACUUUGUUUAAGUACAGAACUUAAAGUAGCAGCCCCGAAAAACUUCAUUCUGAAAAGGCUUUUCUGGAAAACCAGUGACCUGUUCUAUUUCCUAGUGAACAAACUUCAUGAGUACUUGCCAGAGUCUAGGGAUAAGAAUGCACUUCAAAAUAAAAGCCAAAGUGUUGAUGAGCUGGUGGCAUGCAUUGAAAUUAUACAGACUCUGGGACUGAUGUUCAGAGAAACAGAAACUGAGGCAUCACACCUGAACACAUUGGGAGCUAAGAAGGGAACACUAUUUAACCUCUUGGUAAUUUUAAUUAGCGAGCCUCAGAUUCCAAAAUCUUGUCCUGUGUUUGACAUCCAGUUGGUGGCUGAUUCAGCUUUGGUUGAGAUGUCCUUUGAUGCUGAGUUACAGAAGCUUAUCCUGGAAUAUACAGAUGCAGCUACAGCACUUUUAUAUGAGAUACUUCUUGACUUUCAGCAGGGAAAUCUUGGAUUGGGGUCAUCAAAGUUUGCUAUUAGCUGGAUGAUGUCCUUUCUACAAAGUCGUCCUCCCAUAAUUACUUUUGUGGCCAGAAUUGUGAAACGAGUGGUGAAGGGGCUUUCAGCUUCAUUUCAGCUGCUAAGUCCUGGCCAAGCAGUUCUGUUAUACCAGCAGUUUCACAUCCUUAAGAGCUGCCUGCAGUACAGCAAGACUUUAGCUGAGUGUAUUAGGAAUGACUACAGAGAAGAAUUCAGGUACUUUAUUCACAUGCCAGCCUUGGAAAAAAGGCUCCCAUUAUGUUUCCCUAUUACCCAACCUACCACUCAACUUUUUCAUGAAGUUCUGAAAUUGGUUGAACAGAAACAAUGUGUGAAAUGUUAA
Messenger RNA from Balaenoptera acutorostrata (minke whale), 2673 nucleotides. RefSeq names its product chromosome 11 C12orf56 homolog (gene C11H12orf56). The record is from RefSeq and is a predicted model, not a curated record. NCBI's taxonomy places the organism in Eukaryota, Metazoa, Chordata, Mammalia, Artiodactyla, Balaenopteridae.